This is a messenger RNA of Pecten maximus, 719 nucleotides long. RefSeq names its product putative ankyrin repeat protein RF_0381. Lineage: Eukaryota; Metazoa; Mollusca; Bivalvia; Pectinida; Pectinidae. Gene Ontology annotation, molecular function: protein binding. The record is from RefSeq and is a predicted model, not a curated record.
GUCAAGCUGGGGUCGCAGUAGAAAAAGAGCAAUACGACACCGGGCUAUCUCUUUCAUUUGGUGAGGUCGAUGAUGUAGAUGACGAGGUUAAGAGAAAGUAUACCAUAGUUGAUUUGCUGUCUAGUUCCGAGAAAGGAGACGUGGAGGAACUGGACACCAUAGUCAGACAUGGUAUCCCUGUACAUUCUACCACCAAGAGUGGCUCGUCCGUAUUGCACUAUGCGGCACGUAAUGGACAAUCUGAGAUGAUACGUCAUCUGAUAGACAACUAUCCCGCGUGCCAUGUCAAAGGUCAGUUUCUCGACCCGGCAGGAUAUAAUGUGCUACACCAUGCCGCCCGCUCGGGUAAUAUUGAGAUGUUUGAUAAGUUACUUGAGACUGGGAUCGACCUGAAGGCAAGAACAGCAGACGGAAGGAGUGUCCUUGACUUGGCAGGGGAGGCCAAACAGACAGACAUGGUCCACCAUCUUGCGAGAUAUGACCAGUUUGACUCUUCAUACAUGCAAUGCAAGUUAUCAUCAUUAUAAGCUUAUUACCUAGAACUCAUAUCUACCCUUUAUUGUACUGAACGAGAACUCAUAUCUACCCCAGACUGUACUGAACUAGAACUCAUAUCUACCCCUUAUUGUACUGAACUAGAACUCAUAUCUAACCCUUAUUGUACUGAAUUAGAACUCAUAUCUAUCCCUUAUUAACUAGAACUCAUAUCUACCCCUUAU